GCUAUUUUCCGCUCUGCUCACUUCUUCUAUUUCUGUGACUCACAGACGCUCAUGUUUCUAUUCAGAGUAAAAGGAGCCAAGACCAGAGAUCCGCAUGAGAGAAAGUCAAAAACCAAAGGAAAGUGUUCAGAACGCUUCAAAGUGAUACAGUGUGUGGAGUUUGGGUCAGGAUGCGGCCAGCUCUGUUCCUCUGUCCCGUCCUGAUCUCUCUGUUAGUCCUUCUGUCUGGACUGACCCUCAUCAGCGGCUGUAACAAAGCUCUGUGUGCCAGCGACGUCAGCAAAUGUCUUCUACAGGGACUGUGUCAGUGCCGGCCGUCGGAGGGAAACUGUUCGUGUUGUAAGGAGUGUAUGCUGUGUUUGAGCUCUCUGUGGGAGGAGUGCUGCGACUGUGUCGGAAUGUGUAACCCCAGGAAUUACAACGACAGUCCUGCCACCUCCAAGAGCACCGUAGAGGAGCUGUACCGCCCAAUCCCGUCGCUCUUCCGCGCUCUGACCGAAGGCGACGCCCCCAUUAACAUGAUGGUCGUGUCGUUCCCUGUCGCCGAGGAACUUUCCCACCAUGAGAACCUGGUGUCUUUCCUGGAGACGCUCGACAGCCAGAGCCACAACAUCUCACUGCCCAGCAGCAGCAGCAUCCAUGAUGAUGCCUUGUGUACGGUGGUCUACUUUGAUGACUGCGUGUCCAUCCGUCAGUGUAAGCAGUACUGUGAGUCUAUGGGUGGAUCAAAGUACCGCUGGUUUCAUAACGCCUGCUGUGAGUGCAUCGGCCCUGAAUGUCUGGACUAUGGCAGUAAAGCCGUCAAAUGCACGAACUGCCUCAUCUGAGAGCCCUACACUGACUUCACACACUUCAUCUGCUGUUUUAUUGUAUAAAACACAUCUGACUAUUUCUGCUCUUGUUUACUGAUCUUGUUUCUUAUUCUUGUCUUUUGAAAAUAAGGUCAAGGGUCUUUUUUGUAAAUUAUCGAUAUUGUUUGUGAAUUAUUACAGCAGCAUGUAGAGGACAUUUCUCUUUCAAAUCAUGGUUUCAAUAUUAAAAAGUAAAGUAA
Carassius gibelio (silver crucian carp) is the source of this 1051-nucleotide messenger RNA. It is a transcript of the gene twsg1a, whose product is annotated as twisted gastrulation BMP signaling modulator 1a. NCBI's taxonomy places the organism in Eukaryota, Metazoa, Chordata, Actinopteri, Cypriniformes, Cyprinidae. The transcript has 5 exons. The coding region runs from base 171 to 827 and encodes 218 amino acids. The record is from RefSeq and is a predicted model, not a curated record. Gene Ontology annotation, biological process: regulation of BMP signaling pathway.